UUACAAUAUGGAAAGACUUUUACAAAAUCGCCGAAUUAGAUCAUUUCAACGUUCAUAUCAAAAUGAAAAUAACAAAAUUUUGAUUCCAAUUACCAGAAAUUCUUUAAUUAGAAUAUCAAAACAAGAAUUAAAAUUAAUUGGGGGCGUUUCAAAAAAUUGUUUUUUUACCCCCAUACAAUGCAUGAUACAACAUGAUAUGAAUAAAUUAAGCCGAAUGUUGGACCAAACAAAUAAAUAUUAA
Meloidogyne enterolobii is the source of this 241-nucleotide messenger RNA. NCBI's taxonomy places the organism in Eukaryota, Metazoa, Nematoda, Chromadorea, Rhabditida, Meloidogynidae. The record is from the annotation of a GenBank genome assembly.